Molecule: messenger RNA, 4894 nt
Organism: Labrus bergylta (ballan wrasse)
Lineage: Eukaryota; Metazoa; Chordata; Actinopteri; Labriformes; Labridae
Gene: wwc1
Product: WW and C2 domain containing 1
Biological process (GO): regulation of DNA-templated transcription; negative regulation of organ growth; cell migration
Cellular component (GO): cytoplasm
Molecular function (GO): kinase binding; molecular adaptor activity
Source: RefSeq, a predicted model, not a curated record
UCGACCCGGCCGAAGUAAUCGGGACUGAGGAAAGACUUUACCGCCGCCGCUGCCGCCGCUUCUCUCCCGUCCUGUUUUUUUUUUUUUUAAAAGAAAGGAUAAUUACACGAAACUACACACAAGUUUGUGUCGGAGUUACCGGAUUUUACCGGCUGUGCUCGGAUUCAGCCGUUACUUUCUGCUCUCCGCGGCUCUCCAGACUGCUCGUUCCCCCCGCUGCUGGCGGUUAGCAUCGGUUACUGCUGCUAAACAUGGUGGCCUGUAGGCAAGGAGACGAGGCAGCGACCACAGUUUCAGGGGCUUUUUAACGGAUUUUAACGCCUCUCCCGUGGACCGUGGAUGAUUGUUGGUCACUUUAAACGUGUUCAUUGAAGUUUUAGCUCCGGGAAAAGUUGUAUAAACAGCGCUCACAAGUGGAAACACGGCAACACUGUGGUGUGUUUAUAUCACGGAUGACUUCACAUUGAAAUGAAUUGGGGCACAAGUGCAGCCCACUGGAGCCACUUUACCCGGUGAGAUAGUUCCUGCUACCGACCCCCCCCUUCCUCCAUUUAUGAAGUUUGAUUCGUUGUGGAUUAUUAUGGGUUCUUUUUAUGGACUAAUCCAGACCGCGCCGCACCGGGAUCUAUGUGGGAAGAUCUGAUGAUGAUGAUGAUGAUGAUGAUGAUGAGGGAGGAAAGCGAUGGUUUCCCUUCGUUGUGAUUUUGAGUAGAGAGGAGUUAAUUACAUGGAGACUCGCCUGACAUGCCAAGGAAGGAGUUGCCACUACCUGAGGGUUGGGAGGAAGCCAGAGACUUUGAUGGCAAAGUCUACUACAUUGACCACAUUAACCAUUGCACGAGCUGGAUCGACCCCAGAGACAGGCACACGAAGCCUCUGACGUUUGCUGACUGCAUCGGGGAUGAGCUGCCGGUCGGCUGGGAGGAGGCGUACGACCCCGCCGUCGGAUCCUACUAUGUCGACCACAACACCAAGAGCACCCAGCUGGAGGACCCGCGGGCGCAAUGGCAGCGGGAGCAGGAGUCCAUGCUGCGGGACUACCUGGCGGUGGCGAGCGACGCUCUCAGCGCCCAGAAGGAGAUCUACCAGGUGAAGGAGCAGAGGCUCCGCCUGGCGCAGCAGGAGUACCGGCAGCUUAACGACGCCUGGAGAGACAAGUCCACCUCGCAGACCAGCUUGAAUUCAAGGUCGUCGUCCUCCAGCAAGUACGACCCCGACAUCCUCAAAGCAGAGAUCGCCACGGCCAAAAGUCGGGUGAACAAACUGAAGCGGGACCUGGCCUGUAUGAAGCAGGAGCUGCUGUAUAAAGAACAAGGCUACGAAACCCUCAAAGAGAUCGACCAGAAGGUGUCCAACAGCCCGUAUGGCUUCAAGCUGCAGGAGGCGCAGGCCAUCCUCAGCGAGGUCCGCUCCAUCAGGGACGCCAUCAGCUCCGGGGAGAAGGAGAAACAGGAGCUCAUGCAGAAACUGGCCGUGUUGAAGGACGGCUUCCAGCUGGACUCAGGCUCCCAGCAGGAGCUGUGGGGCAGCAGUCCCUCGCUCGCCAACUCCGAGCUGUCCAUCCCUCCACUCUACUCGGACGCCGGCUCCCAGACCGACAUCCCUGCUGAGUUCAUGACGAGCACCAACAAACUGGCCGAGAAGGUUCGUCUGAGCCUGAAGUACGAGGAGGCCAAGAGAAGGAUCGCCACCAUCGAGGUCCAGAUCGCCAAACUGGACAGCGAGGCAUGGCCGGGACUGCUGGACCCGGAGCGAGACCGCCUGAUCCUGAUCAACGAGAAGGAGGAGCUUCUGAAGGAGCUGCAGUACAUCAGCCCGCGCCAACGCCUGCAGCCCAACGACGCCGAGAAGCUGGAGACGGAGAAGAAGCGUCUGGAGAGAGACCUGCAGGCGGCGAGGGACAACCAGAGCAAAGCCCUGACCGAGAGGCUGAGACUUCACUGUAAGAGGAACAAGCUGGUGAGGGAGCUGGAGGAGACGGUUCGACUCGCCUCGUCACUGCACACUCAACUCAAAAGCCUCUCGGCGAGCACUCUGUCCUGUUCCUCCGGCAGCAGUCGAGGCUCCCUGACGUCCAGCCGCGGCUCUCUGGCCACCACCUCCAGCCUUGGCUCCGCCUCCUCGCUCAGCUUCACAGACCUGUACCUGGAGCAGCCCGAGCUGGCCGACCCGGACUUCCAGAACAAGCUGGACAGCCUCCUGCAGGAGGGCGGUCAGGGCGGCUACCGGCCCUCCAGCUCCAUCACCACCAUCCACGAGCACGAGGUGGUGACAGCCAGCGGGGGGAGGGAUGCGGCGAGGCCUGAGGAGAAGGCCAGCGGGGUGGGGGGAGACGCCACCGGAGGAGGUGCAGGAGGAGGAGGAGGUGGUGUCGGAACGGAGUCGGGGUCGUCCAGGAUCCAAGCGCUCAGACUGUCAGAGACUCCCCGCUCCAUGAGCUCCCUAUCCCCGCGCUCCUCUCUCUCCUCGCUGUCCCCGCCCUGCUCGCCACUGGUCACAGACACUAGUUUCCUGUCAGGAGAGACGUUUGCAGGUCAGACGGGGCCCGGCGGCCUCAGCCUGGACCUGGAGCUCCACAGCAGGCUGGCAGAGCUGGAGCUCAGUCUGGACCCUCAGGAGGAGCGGGAGGAGCACGGGGGUCACAGGAGGCGGGGGGAGAAACAGAACCACAACACAGCGCUGAGCGAGGACGUGAAAGACUCGACUCCACAGCUUCGAGGGACGGCGGCGGGGCCAAAGAAGAUCGGCGUGACCUCUGCGGUGUCUGACGAGUCGGUGGCUGGUGACAGCGGCGUGUACGAGCCUUCGGAGCGCAGGCUGGGCCUCCCCGCCGACCUCCUCCUGGGCUCCUACGAGGAGCGGUUGGCGUUGGGCUGCUCUCAGGUUCAACUCGGCUUCCGCUACGAGUCCAGAGAGCAACGCUUCACCGUCUACGUCAUGCAGCUGUCCAACUGCAGCGCCCUCUGUCUGCCGGCUGACCAGAAAAUGUACGUGCGUGUGGCGGCGCUGCCCUGUGUGGAGACGACCCGCUGCCUCUUCAGAACACGUGGCGCUCUGCCUCAGGACGUCGUGGAGGUCAACGAGGUGUUCGGCAUGCAGAUAUCCCACAGUGCAUUGCGGCAGAAGACGCUGCGGGUCGAUGUGUGCAACACCAGCAAGUCGGGUCAUGAAGACUGUCUGGCGGGCGCUCAGAUCAGCCUGGCUGACGUCAGCUGUUCGGAGGAGAGAUGCACAAAGUGGUACAACCUGCUGAGCCGAGCCUACAUGCCUGAGAUCAGCAAAGAGGAGAAAGAGAGGCGAGCAGCCGGCGCCGCCAACAGGACUGCAGUGAUUUCCAGCGUGUCCAGAGUCGGCGCUCCUGAAGACGAUGAGUGGCACGGCGACGUCCUGGAGGCAGACAUGUUUGAUGAUGAAGAAGGAAACGGAGAGGAAGGGGCGGGGCCUCUGGAGGAAGAGGAGGGGUUCUAUCCUGACAGCAGCCAAUGGGAAGCAGAGGAGGAGGAGGAGGAGCAUGUGACCAAACCUCCUCCUCCUUUCCCGACAGCAGCGAUCACAGAAAAGGUGAACAAGGAGACGAGCACAGACAGCUCGUCACGCCACCACUCGGUGGUUCGACCGAAGGAACGGCGCCCGGACGUCCGACAGCAGAACCCGUUCAUGAGGGGGAACACCAUCAUCCGGUCCAAGACCUUCUCCCCUGGACCCCAGAGCCAGUACAUCUGCAGGAUUAACCGCAGCGACAGCGACAGCUCCACGCUCUCCAGGAAGUCUCCGUUUGUCAGGAACGCCUCCGAGAGACGCAGUGUGCGUAUGAAGAAGCCUCCUGUGCAGGUUAAAGGUCUGGACGGUCUGCUGCGGACCUCCCUGGACCUGGAGCUGGACCUGCAGGUGUCUCGGACUCGGCAGGCCCGGCUGGAUCAGGAGCUGCGGGUUCUGCGGGAGCUGAAGACGCAGCUGGAGGCGGCGAGACAGCAGGGCCGGAGAGAGCUGCCCACCUGGGUCCAAGAGGACGAACGCUUCCGUCUGCUGCUCAAGCAGGCCGAGAAACAGACCCGAGAGGAGCAGCUGCAGGAGAAGCGUGUGGAGAAGAUGAUGAGAGCAGCAGCGAAAGACGUCCACAAGAUCAGAGGCCAGAGCCGCAAGGAAGUCCCUGAAGUCCAGACCUUCAGAGAGAAGAUGGCGUUCUUCACACGAGCAAAGAGCAGCAUCCCCGACCUGCCGGCUGACGACGUGUAGAGAAUCAUUUCAAAGUAUUUCCUUCCUCCUGAGUCUCACCUGCUGUUCAGACACGAAGCGAGCGCUCUGCGGUGACAUGAAGAAGCCAGAAGACGAGCGGCGUGUCGGAGUAGAAACCAUGAAGGAGGCGCCGGGCGUGACGUGGAUCGUGUUUGUUAGUGAUAGCACUGUUAGAGCUCCACUUCCUGUUUCCUGUUACUAACCGGCUGUUGAUAGGCUCGUACGUGUUUCCAAUCAUUCCAGAGUCACAUGUGUGCUUGUUUUUAUACUGACAUUAUGACUCUAAAUAUAUAAAUAUGAACGUCUAACGAAGGCACAAAACAACAAACGAUGGUACUGAAGAAACAUCUCAACGUACGAGAUGUUUCACCUCUUUUUUAAACUUUAUAAACAAACUUGAGCACACAUGAAGUUCCUCUGACUCCCGACUUCCACAUACUCAGUGCACGCCGCCGUCUGUCAGCACAGCGCACUGCGCCGGCCCUCACUGUCACUCGAGUCAAUGCUCCUGUUUCCACAGUUAGCGCUGCGUCACUACGCUCUGCUCUGUCUUAAAUACACUGUGAGUCUGCAAACACACGUCAAGCUGGACAGAAAAUAUCGACAGGAAGUGAGAGAAGAAAACGCACAGAGAGUCCGGUCAAUUUCAAAAUAAAAC